This is a messenger RNA of Folsomia candida, 887 nucleotides long. Its product is annotated as gastrula zinc finger protein XlCGF49.1-like. The transcript is spliced from 2 exons. Gene Ontology annotation, molecular function: DNA-binding transcription factor activity; RNA polymerase II cis-regulatory region sequence-specific DNA binding. Lineage: Eukaryota; Metazoa; Arthropoda; Collembola; Entomobryomorpha; Isotomidae. The record is from RefSeq and is a predicted model, not a curated record. The coding region runs from base 25 to 789 and encodes 254 amino acids. Gene Ontology annotation, biological process: regulation of transcription by RNA polymerase II.
AGAAAAACCUUAAAAUCUCGGAACAUGCUUGGUCGGCAUAUUAGAGAAGUUCAUUCCAAUAAACCCAAACAUAUGUGUAAAAUGUGUUCGCGACAAUUUAGUCGAGCAUCGCAUUUACGAGAUCACAUGACCAGGAUGCACACCCACGUGGAGGAACGACCACGCUACCCGGGCACGGUGCCUGGUUGUGGGAAAUCAUUUCUGGGAAAAAGCUUUAUCAAAAGACACUUUAACAUGGAACAUGCCACGAACCCGGUCCGGUUUAACUGCACACUUUGUCCCAAGCAGUUUAAAACUAAGCAGAACCUCCUCGUCGAUAUUGGUACUCACACGACGCAAAAAUGCUACAAAUGUCCGACAUGCGAGAAGAGCUUUGCAUGUACUGCCAAUCUCAAGAACCACCACAAAAUCCAUCAACAUAAAUCUACCCGUGAAAUCUUCCAAUGUGCCCUGUGUCCCUUGACGUUUAUAUCUGAGGCUGGAAUUCGCCAUCAUACUAACCGUUCCCAUGGAAAUCGAGUCUUCCAAUGUACUUUUUGCGAUAAGAAAUUCAAAACCACAGGAGGUUUAAAGUAUCACGUGAAAACAAGCCAUGACACAAACGCAUCGCCUAAUUUUCCAUGUGAAAAAUGCCACUUCAAGUUCUGGUCAAGGUCCAGCCUUUCCCGACAUUCCCAGCAGGUGCACGAUCGUGUGAAGAAAUACCGAUGCUAUUUUUGUGGAUAUAAGUUUUUCGAUUUUAGAGACCUGAGCACACACUGUCGAAGAAGACACACCAUGGAGAAAUAACCAUACCCGUUCAAAAAAUAUUUAUUCAUUCAAAGCCUUAAUUCCUUUAUUCAUAAUUUGUAAAGAAAUAUUCAUUAACUAUUCAAUAUUUGUUCAUU